Molecule: messenger RNA, 1155 nt
Organism: Geodia barretti
Lineage: Eukaryota; Metazoa; Porifera; Demospongiae; Tetractinellida; Geodiidae
Source: the annotation of a GenBank genome assembly
AUGAAACUUGCGCUGCAAUACGAGAUGCAGAGGCCCUCGCUGGACGAUCAUCUGGUGCUUCAGGAGACGAUGGAGCAGUGCAUCCUCGCUGACGAGGUGGGCUUCGACUACCUAUGGUUCGUGGAGCACCACUUCCUGACGGGCUUCUCGGCGUCGCCUUGUCCGGACCUCGUGUACGCCGCGCUUAGUCAGCGCACGAAGCAGAUUCGGCUGGGGCUUGGCGUGGUCAUCCUGCCAUAUCACCACCCCAAUCGCGUGGCGGAGCGCGUGGCGAUGCUCGACCAUCUUUCGGAGGGGCGCGUGGACUUUGGCACGGGACGCUCCGCGCCAUACGAGCUGACAGGCAUGGGCAUAGACCCGCGCGACAGCCGCGAGAUGUGGGAAGAGUCGCUGUCGAUGGUGCCGGAUAUCUGGCAGACCGACUUGUACUCACACGAGGGUAAGUAUUGGCAGGUGCCGGAGCGCCAGAUACUACCGAAGCCCUACCAGAACCCGCACCCGCCUAUCUGGGUUGCCGCGCUCCAGCCUUCGACCUACGAGAUUGCGGCGUCAAAGGGAAUAGGCGUGCUGUCGUUCGGCUCUAGUGCGCCGUCCUCGCUCGAACCCUAUGUUAAGGCGUACCGCGAGAAUGUGAAGAAGGCGAAGCCUGUGGGCGGAUUCGUCAACGACCAGUGGGCAAGCUCCACGCUCGGCGUGUGCCUGGAGGAUGACCGCGAGGCAAAGGAGAUGGGCGCACAGUCGCUGAAGAACUUCUUCGGUCCGGACAGGCCGUAUGUGCAGGGGCAGAAGGAUGUGUAUGCCCAGCUUCUGGACAAGUGGGGCGGCGUGCCGGAUCACCUGAAGGCAAACUUCUCACGCUACGUCGAAGAUAUCGAAAAGCCGGACGAGGCAAAGGAAGACAUCCUUGAUUACUCGGGCGGGAGCGCCAUCGCGCACCAGAUUUGGAGCGACCUUGACGCAGACACCUUGUGCGACCGCGCGGUGGUGAUUGCAGGCAACCCAGAUAGCUGCAUCGAGGCGCUGAAGAAGCACGAGGCAAUCGGCAUCGACCAGAUGAUGAUUAUGAUGCAGACGGAGACCGUUCCUCACGAGAAGGUGAUGGAGUCGAUCGAACUCUUCGGCAAGUAUGUCAUCCCGGAGUUCAAGAAGCGUUAA